AUGAGCGCUCCUAAGCCAUUGACGCCGCUAUCACAGAUACUUCCACCGCUUGUGCUGGGCGGUGCAGGGUUUAGUCACCAACUAAUACACAAUCCAAAUCCAACCCAAGCGCUGGAUGUUCUCAAACGCGCAUUUCAACUUGGAUUGCGAGCAAUCGACACAUCCGCAUAUUACCACCCUUCAGAAAUACUCCUUGGUGCAGCGUUAGCUCACCCAGAAAUCACGAGCCACUACUCGCGCGAUCAAUACUUCUUGAUGACCAAGGCUGGACGUAUCAGCGCCAAUCAGUUCGAUUAUUCGCCCGCCUGGAUACGAUCCUCGGUACUCCGAUCCUUGAAGCGCCUUCAGACAAGUUAUCUGGACGUUGUAUUCUGCCAUGAUGUUGAAUUUGUUCCCGAGGAUGAAGUCCUCCAGGCCGUGGGGGUCUUGAUCGACAUGGUCCACGAAGGCCACAUCCGAUACAUCGGCAUCUCGGGAUACAGAAUCGACAUUCUCGCUCGCCUCGCCCAUCGCAUUCAAGCUCAAUACGGUCGCCCUUUGGAUAUCAUACAAAACUGGGCGCAGUUGACACUUCAAAAUGACCGACUAGCCCAUGAAGGACUUGCCGCCUUCAAAGAGGCGGGCGUCUCAUGUGUGUGUAGCUCGAGUCCAUUGGCGAUUGGUCUUCUCCGGGACAACGGAGUCCCUGUUGGGGACUUGGGUGAUUUCCACCCUGCGCCACCGGGCUUACGCAAAGCUGCCCAGGCGGCAUCUGAGUAUGUUAACACUCGAGGAGAGUCGCUCGCAGCAUUGGCGCUGCAAUAUGCUAUCCGCCGAGCGCAGGUGGAAUCGUCAAAGUCGUUACGAGUCACGACUAUCAUGGGAAUAACUUCUGUUGCAGAACUGGAAGAAAAUCUUGCGUCAGCGGAAAAGGUUCUCCGGAAGUCAGAACAAGAUGCUUCAAGAUGGCUCUGGGCGAUUCAACCAACGCCCACUGGAAGACCUGAAGCGGAAGGGAUAAAUGAAUGCAAUAACAUGUGUGUCAUGGUGCAGAAAAUUUUGGGGCCGUGGCACAACUAUAGUUUCCCCAGCCCAGGUGAUGACUGGGAUGUGGCCAACAAGCGUCCUGUGAAACAUAAGCUCUGA
Messenger RNA from Penicillium verhagenii, 1125 nucleotides. RefSeq lists its product as uncharacterized. The record is from RefSeq and is a predicted model, not a curated record. Gene Ontology annotation, cellular component: cytosol. The transcript has a single exon. Gene Ontology annotation, biological process: dehydro-D-arabinono-1,4-lactone biosynthetic process. The coding region runs from base 1 to 1125 and encodes 374 amino acids. Gene Ontology annotation, molecular function: D-arabinose 1-dehydrogenase [NAD(P)+] activity. NCBI's taxonomy places the organism in Eukaryota, Fungi, Ascomycota, Eurotiomycetes, Eurotiales, Aspergillaceae.